Molecule: messenger RNA, 13294 nt
Organism: Bacillus rossius redtenbacheri
Lineage: Eukaryota; Metazoa; Arthropoda; Insecta; Phasmatodea; Bacillidae
Gene: colt
Product: congested-like trachea protein
Exons: 6
Coding region: 199-1110 (303 amino acids)
Biological process (GO): carnitine transmembrane transport; mitochondrial transport
Cellular component (GO): mitochondrial envelope
Molecular function (GO): O-acyl-L-carnitine transmembrane transporter activity
Source: RefSeq, a predicted model, not a curated record
AUUCCCACUCUGUGUAAAUAAGGUCAUAGCUAUGGUUAUGAAUGCAUACUGCAUUGUAGUUUUAUUAUAUAGUUCUUAAAUAAUUUUCUGGUCCGUGUAUUGAUGAUAUCUUAGUUAAAAAGUAAUUUAUUUGUUAUUAAUUGACCGUCAACAUUUUUUAAAACUAAUUUAUUAUAUAUAACCUAUAUACUUUACACAAUGAGUACCGAAAAGAGCGAGAAAAGUAGCCCCAUCAAAUAUUUCGUGUCAGGCGGAUUUGGAGGAAUUUGCACUGUGGUAUCAGGACAUCCUCUUGAUACUAUUAAGGUCAGACUACAAACGAUGCCUACACCCAAAAAUGGUGUACAACCGCUGUAUAAAGGUACCUGGGAUUGUGCCACGAAAACUGUGAAGAAUGAAGGUUUCACUGGGCUGUACAAAGGAAUGGGCGUGCCAAUUGCCGGGAUCGCACCGAUAUUUGCCAUCAGUUUUUUUGGCUUUGGGCUUGGAAAGAGACUCCAGCAAAUAGACAAUGACAAACCUCUGACGCUGCCACAGUUGUUCUUCGCGGGAGCCUUUUCAGGAGUUUUCACGACGACGCUUGCGACCCCCGGAGAAAGGAUCAAGUGCUUACUGCAGAUCCAGCAAGGAAGUGGUACCCCUCAAAAAUACUCCGGUCCUGUUGAUGUUGUGAAAAAAUUGUAUAAGGAAGGUGGCCUUCGAAGCAUUUACAAAGGAACUGCUGCUACGCUGUUGCGAGAUGUACCGGCAAGUGGCAUGUACUUCAUGACGUAUGAGUGGAUACAGCGGGUUUUCACCCCACCAGGAGGGUCUGUCAAAGAUGUUGGCUUCCUAGUCACCAUAUUUGCGGGAGGCAUGGCGGGCAUUGCAAACUGGAUGAUUGGCAUGCCUGCUGAUGUGCUCAAGAGCAGACUUCAGACUGCCCCAGAAGGCACGUACCCCAAAGGCAUGCGUGACGUGUUCAAGGUGCUCAUCAGGCAAGAAGGCGUGACUGCCUUGUAUAAAGGCAUUGUUCCUGUGUUGCUGCGAGCCUUUCCAGCAAAUGCUGCCUGUUUCAUUGGUUUUGAGGCAUCAAUGAAGUUCCUGAAUACUAUAGCACCUAAUUUGUGAGAAAUGCAUCGUUCACACUCUGUUCCCAUUAGUACCUUCGGUUUAAUUUUUUGAGUAUAUAAACAGAAUGAAAGUGUUUGAGUUUGUUUUUCUUUUUACAUAAGGUUUUAUAUAUGUUAAUAAGUUUAUACCAGAGUGUCCCACAAAGCUUUGCUCUCUACUUGUAUAGUCCUCGUUUGUAUAAUCACUUUUGUUCAGUUGAUUGUAGUUAUGAUAAGGACUUCAAUAACUAAAAAGUAAAUUGCUAUUGAAGAUUACGAUUGUAAGAAAGCAGAAUUUGAUUAUUCUGUUUUGACACAAAGGAAUGUAAAGUACUUCGUACAGGUUUGAAGUAAGUUUUGUUGUAAGACCACUGGGGUUUUCAUCUGUUCAUAAAAACAUGUUUAUAUAAGGAUUCACAGUGUCUGAAUUUUCUGAUGUAACCAAAUAUGUAACAUUUACAGUGUCACUGUGCAUGUUGUGCUUAGGUAAUUUUGAGAAUUUACCAACUUCAAGGAUAGUUUUUUCAGUGUGUUUGCAUUAUAAAAUCCACAGAUAUGGUAGCAAUUUGCUCUCUUGACUGGCAACAAAAUUUGUAGGAAUAUCAAUCAGGGUGUCCACCAACCAUGAAAACCAGUAAAACUGGGAAAAUUGCAGGGACUUGACCAGGAACUUACCGGGAAAAAAACCAUAAAUUUCUAAAUAAUUCUGUUAGUUCUAAAUAAUUGUGGUAGUAAUUAAUGCUUUCCUUUUUUUUUUACGAUGGGUGAGAACAUUUUUUCCCCCCCAUUCCAUUCCACCAGGCCAACAGGAAACGUCUUUGUGAGGGAACACGUGUUGCUGGAAUCUCAGUAGAGUGACAGUGCAACGCGAAGGAUGCGAUGCAGUAGAAAAAUAUCCGGAAGUAUGCCUGCGGCACACCGUUCCCCCUUAACGUUGUAACAGCCGCCGGCGAUGGUUAUCUCAAUCUUGUCACCUUGGUUGACAGAAAAGGUGUUUCAGAGUGCAAACAAAGGUUUUCCGUGCAUGGCUCACACUGCACAGCGUGCACCCUUCUUAGCAUUCCACGUCUCGCCCGCUCACGCGAGAGAGACUUAACCUUCUUGACCUCUUCGGAGUGCUAUGUAUUUAACGGCCCCUGUCUAAUGAACUAAAAUUUUAAGGAAAAUUUGUUUCAUUUUCCUGAUUGUAUCAGUGUCAAAUGGACUUAGCGCUCGUUAAAGGAUACAUUUGUGCUGCGUUUAUGCUUGUUUUUGGUGAUGGUCUAUCCAAUAUGAUUUCUUGGGCAUCUUUCCUCUUCGGAAGAUGUCUACUAUUUAAAAUAAAUAUAUAUUUUCUUUUGAAAACUUGUUGACUUUGUGCCAGAGACAAUGUUGCACUUCCCUUCGCUCACCGAACUAUCCGAACUCACCGAACUUACGGAACUAGCGGAGGCUGGCGUCACAGCUUAAGUACCUGAGGUGCCCUUCUCGAAGGGACGAGAGAGGCCGUGACAAAGUCGCGUCAUCCUGGGCCGACCCGACGCCUGACAUAUCGAGAAAGGCUGUGUUUAUUCACGCCACUCCUUGCAGCAGCUUCAGUAGGCCCAGAAUUCCCUGGCUGAAGGUGAUAAUAGCCCAAGGCGGGGCAAUGCGCGGGGAGUGGAGGGGGAGGGUGUAGCGAGGACCCUUGUAAUCCAACCAGGCACACGGGGUAUGUCUUACGUCAGUGGAUACAGAUGACACUGCACGUAAUGACAGUGGCCAUGCAAGGCCGCCAGCUAGCUCCGAACCUGGCACAUGUCACGGUCCUGUCUGUGUUCGUAACACAGCCCCCUCCUUAAACCUGUUCAUCCAGAACAGGUAACGCAUCCCUUCUGGCAUAUUCCCUCAAUCUGUCCAAAUGUACCACUUUUAUCCAUCCCCUCUUUCCUCUCUGGAUGUGGUAGACCACAUCAUUUAGCCUCUUCAAAAUGUCAUACGGGCCUUUUCAUGCUGCUUUAAGCUUAGGGCACCUUCCCUUCCUUCGUUGCGGGUUGUACAGUCACAACAAAUCGCUCUCCUGAAAUCCGGUUGAGUUACCCUUCAAGUCGUACUUUGUCUUCAUUUGAUUUGAUGGCAGGUUUCUUCAUGUAUAAGAACCAUUCGCUCCUCUAGAUGAUUCACAUAUCAGUGGUGCAUUCACAGAUUAUUGUUUUGAAACUGCAAACAGAAUAAAAUCUGCCUGGAUUUAUGCAAAAACGAAACUUUGUUGCUGAGAAAUGAUUUUGGAUAGUGGGGAGUGGGUUAGCUAAUUACUAAUAACAUUAUUGUCAUAAAUGUUACUUUUUAAUUUUAAAUUUGCACAGAGCCAACUGACGUUUUAGAAAUUAUAUUUGGACGAGGAGACUAGUAGUGUUGUCGGUGCGGACCUCUACUGCCCGUAGAGCUGUGCUGUGCUGCUUGCGGGUGUUCACAGUGCAGAGGGCGGGACCAGGUUAUGGUUGUCCCGUGCCGCUGGGCUGGGUCCAGAGUCGGCGGGAUGUGGUAGAUCAGAGAGGGACCCUGUUGGUCACCUACUGUUUUGGUCCGUCGGCUGGUUGGACGGGAAUCCUUCUUUUCACAGACGAGAGAGCCAAACGCCCCAUCGUGCAUCUUCUGGGUUUUUUUGUUCAUUGUAAACAAAUAUGGCGGUGUUGAUAAAAGGAUGCUAAUGGUCAAUUAGGUUAGGUUAGCUACAUUAUAAAUACUUCAAAACAUUGUGGACGGUUGAUUUGGUUAGGAUAGCUACAUAAAAGAUACGGCAAAAAAGCAUGAACUUCGGGGAACGUUGGGUUUUGGCUCUCUCGUCUGUGAAAAGAAGGCUUCCCCUGGUUGGACGGGGUCUGCCCCGGUGCUCCUGGCGAGGCUUGUCUGGGCACAGAGGGCGGGAAAGAAAGGCGGGUGUGGUCGGAUACUGGCCAGGGGGAGUGACGGGAAGCUGCCAGCUGCUAGGCAGGGAGCUAGCCGAGGAGAGAGAGGAGCCUUGAAUAUCAAACCAGUAGUUCUUUACGAUGCACCACUAGCCAGCUUCACUGAUGAACGUGAGUCACAGACACCCAACAGCAAGGUAGCCAGUCCUUGGUCCUGAUGGACAGGCCUGAGUUGACCCGGGUCAACGCCCGCCGCCGGGAAGUCACGGUAGUCCAGGAAUAUUAGUCAAAUGAGGGCAAGUAUCACGGAAUGAGAGAUAGUCAGCUAUAAAGUUGUAUAAACCUCUAUUUUGGCACCCUAACUUAUCGUAGGGUGUGUGCGACUGCAGAUAUUCCAAGGUCAAAGGUCAACAAAUAAAUUUUUUUUUACACAUUUAUUGCAAAUAUCUUGUUUCCUAUGGGUUUUAUGCUAUUUGUAUUCAUCAUAAAUAUUGUAGAGGAUUAAAUUUUCUACAACCUUUGUUUAAACCUUUUUUUUAUAUCUUGAACCAAGUUUAUAGCUAUCUCUCAUUCUGAGGUGAAACCCCUAAUAUUCCUGGACUGCGAUUCCAAUUAUAAAAACAUUGGGGGCUGCCUGUUGAUGAGACACAUACCACAUGAUUCUACCCGAGUGGAGAUAGUGUAAAAUGUUUCACCCGCGGCCACUGUCCCACCGCCAUAUCCGGGCCAAGGACUGUUCAGUGGUGCGCCCGUGUCAAAACUCUUGGUGGGAAGUCGGGCAGUGUGGUUUUAUUUAGUGUCUUGUUGUUGUGUGCCACUAUUGUUACUCGUGAAAUAUUUAUUCAGUAUGUUCUCUAAAUACUGUUUGUUGUCUAAAUGAGUUAUUGUGUAUAUCAUGCUGUACAAAUGUGAUUUAAUGUAACAUAAAAUAAGUAUUUGUAAACUACAAUUUGACCUUUGCAAAGGAAUAUUUGGGUACUGGUCUUCAAAUUCACAUUUUAAGUUUUUUUUAAUCUGGUUUGUGCUUGAGGCAAUUUAUUGAAGAAUUUUAAUUUAUUGAAGAAUGUGUCACACUAUUUUUAUAAUUUAUAUUUUAUAAAUCCAUAAAAAUGUUUUAAAAACUUUCAGUGAAACAAAUAAAAGAUUUAUUUACAUUAAAACAGUAAAGCUACUACAGUGAUGUAAGCAGUAAAAGAAGUUUCUGUAUCUUUUCCCAUGAACAUAAAAAUUAGGGAUGGGACGAAUCCACAUUUUGGUCGAAUCCGAAUCUUUGUUCGAAUCCUCAGUGUUUGUCAUCGAAUCUCGAAUCCCAGUCCCACACUAAAAAACUUCACCACAUGUUAUUAAAAAAAUCACACAUUUAUUUUAAUAAAUUACAUAGGCCUAUGUAUUAAAAAAAUCACAUGUGUAUUUAUAAAAUCAUAAAAUAAGUGCAUAGUGUAUACACCUGAUAUAAAAUAGAAACAAAUAACCUCAAAAACCACACACGGAAGUUUGCAUCUGUCUAAUUCUCUGUUAAUUUCAAUAAAAUAUAUUUGUAUAACAGACACCAUUAAAAAAAAGUUACGUUUUUUCUGCAAUGUUAUAUUAUUGAAGGUUGGAAAUGAUCGAGUAGUUAUGCUAAUUGACAAAAUGCAGUGUAGUUUAUCUUAUGUUUGUGCUAUUUCCGUUACCUUUAUAAUAUAGUUUAGGUAUACAAUUUUCUAGAGCUGGACGAACCUCAGUUCUCUGGUAUCGAACCAUAGCAAACAAAUUUCGAAACCAUCCUAACCGAACCUCAUACAGAAACAAUUGUUUUGAAUUAAAAUGAACUGACCACCAGCAUUUUGGUCUUUAACUGAAUGGUGAGAAAGAAAGGUUCUCCAGCCAUAUGUAAAAUUAAAACAUUAUAUAGCUUAACUUUAUUAAAACAUUGCAAAACAUUUUAUAAGUAAAGUUUAUGCAAUAAAUCAAUAAAUAAUGAAGGAAAGAAAACAGUUGAGAGAAAAUCAUUUUGCAUAUAAUCUAUUUAUAUAGGUAUAUACUUUUAAUUCAUAAAGAAGUUUCAUCUAAAUUUCAAAAAGACUAUCUUCCUUUUUCAGUGUACACUAACCUUCAUUAAAAAUAAAUAAAUAAAUAUAUAUAUAUAUAUAUAUAUAUAUAUAUAUAUAUAUAUAUAUAUAUAUAUAUAUAUAUAUAAAGAUGAAGAACAUUCAGCAUAAGGUCACAUAACAUAUUUUUGUGGUAGACAUAACCUAACAUUUUUAAUAAGUAAAACUUUUUAAUAGGACAUUAAAAAAAAGUCGAAUGUGAAUUAAGUUACCUAUCUACAUUACAAAACCCGCUGACUGCAGUUGCUGUUUUCUUGGAAGAAUGCUGCUCGUCAGAAGAAACUUUAGACAUUUUUUUGGGGUGGUUCUGGGUCAUCUGGGUCGUCAUUAUCUUUUCUCCAUUUGGAAAACUUAAAAGACGUAAGCCUGCUCAUCGCAAAUCACCUCAAGAACAAUAAUAUUGUAAACGUAACGUAAGAAUAAUUAAUUAUUGUGGUCAUAGAUAUUUGCGUCGGAAAAAAGAAAACACAAAAAAUAAUGAUGGCUGCCGCGACUACGCUAGUCAACUUAGUACCGUACUGUAAAAUUUACUGGACCAGUACUUUUAAUACACAAGAUUAAAUUAAUAUUUUCAGUACCUGACUGUUAUAACCAAAAAGGCCAAAGAAAAUAAAUACAUCCCAGUAAUUUAAAAUACGUAAUUUACGUAAUCAUUUCCUACCGCAGUUGUCUUGUAUUAACUUGAUCACGUUAGUUUUGCCGAAAUACGAGAGUUAUCGUACAUGCGCUUUAGUUUAACGUAUUGGGUACGCAAUCUUUGGUGAUUUUACAAUACUUCUCGUACACGCACUAUAGUUAUAGGUAUAAUAUACGAUACCUUUGGCAUUUGUACGAUAGUUUAUAUUACGUAGUACGAGAAAUGCAUACAAAAUUCUCUAAAGUAAACAAAAAACAAAGCGCGCCUAUAUGAAAAAAUGCUAUGGGAGUUAUGCGACGAUUAAUAAAUUUUUAUAUUAUUUUGUCUGCGCUUGAAACUGUUGAGACGACGAUUAUGCGAUAAAAGUCGGAAUAUUACAAGUAAUGAUAUUUUGUUGUGCUGUGUUGUGAAUGGUCUCAAAUGGGGGUUAGAAAAUAAGAAAAACGUAAUUUUUUUUUAAACGAACGUUCGGUUUUUCGCAUAUAUUUUAAGAGGUUUCGAACCGAACCGAACGUAAGGGUUCGGUUCGGUUAGAAAUUUUCUAACUUCGCCCAGAACUACAAUUUUCAAUUACUACCUAAAACUCUUAAAAACCCACCUCGAAUCCCACCUCGAAUCUCACCUCGGAUCCUACGAAUCCUCGAAUCCAUAGGAUUCGGUAUAUUCGACGAAUCCAAGAUUCGAAAAUCCCAUCCAUAAUAAAAAUGGUUAUGAAUCUUUCUUCUUUACUUUAAAUUUUAUUAACUGCUACAUAUGUACUAUUUUUGUGUCUUUUUCCAUUUUAAAUUUGAAAUUUUAGGUUAAAACAUUACUUAUGCAAAUGUGUUAUAACUUCAAUUGAUAUAACCAUUUUAGAUUAUUUUUUUCUAAUUUACUGAAUUAAAACUAUAUUGCCAUUAUUUAUGAUACACUACUUAGAAUUGUAUGGACUGCUGCUAUUGUUACUGCUUUAAAAAUUACAGUUUAAAAUGAGUAAAUUGUGUAACAAAUCCUAUUGCUAUUACUAUAAAAUAUUCUGUCAAGAUUCUUGCCGUUUUGAAUAUUAAGGGUAAUGUAACCAAAGCUUUGCAAUUUAAACGCACAAAUAUCCAUUAUGUAUCCAAGAUGAAAACAUGAAACUUUGCCUUCUAAAUGUAAACACUAGUGAUUUAAGACUCGGAGGCUGUAAGAAUAUUUAUAUAUAUUUUUUAAUACUAAAACAUGGAAGUUGAUAUGGUUCUCUAUUGUAUGCAUCAUAAAUGUGUCACUUAUGUUUGGUGUAAUAAAUUGACUUCCAUUCGUAACAUCACGCAUAGCAUCACCAAGAAUUUAGCAUUUGAGUCACCACCCAAGUGAUAAAAAAUAUAUUUAAUCAGCACGAAAGUGCAACUAAAACCUGGUAAAAUCUGUACAGUUUAAUUUUGUUUUGAAUUUAUUUUUAACUGCAGUAUUUAAUUUAAUUUAAUUUAGUGACAGCAAAACAUGUUUUUCUCAAGUUAUGAUUAUAUUUUUGCAUUGAUGAUAGAUUAUAUUUCAUUUAUUGUUGUAGAUUUGGUUAGUUGGUGUAAGCAUUAAAAAUAUUUUCGAAUAUUCCACCAUAUUGUGUAUGAUUUCAAAUAUACGGGAAUAAGUAUUGUCUGAAAAUUUAUUUUGAAUGACAUUUCACUUAGGCAUAAUUUUGGCCAAAAUAAUUCUCACUGAGUGUGUAAAUUUUUUUGUUUGAAAACAUUUUAAAUUUUUUAAAUUUAAGACUCUUUUUGUUUGUGAAAUAUUUAAGUGGCCAGAGAUGAAAGUUUUAAUUUUUAAAAAUGAAGGCCAUUUUUCUCAUUUCAUAAUGUGACAGAAUACUGACAUUUACUGUUGCUUGAGAUUGAGAGAUUGAUACUUUAAAUUUCAGAUUAUUUCAAAUUAGUGGCUGUGAGUUGUAAUGCCGGUUUAGACUUACAACAUAUAAUAUUUUUAUAUCAUGUAAUUACGUGUGAGGGCAUUCACCAAGUGAUACUGACGUCAUGUUUGUUAGUAUGUAAACUGCCGUUAUAAGAGAAUUACUGUAAGAUUGUAUGGAGACUUGUUACCAUUGAUGUAGCUGAUAUCUUUUGUUCUUAUUUUUAAAAUAUUUUUUUAAUGGUACUGCAAGUUUACAGGUUUUUUAUGUAUUGCUUGUAGACAUUGAAAAUAACCCUUUAUUAGAGUUGACAAACUGUGUAAAUGACAGCUACUAAGCAACAAUUUUCUGGUUAUAUUGUACUGAGCUUAAUUUAGUUAUGUUUGAGUUAAUGGCGAGCUAAGCACUUGAUAACCCUUAACACCUGAGAUAAUCUCCACAGAUAUAUUAAACAUUUAACUGUGAAGGGAACAAUAUAAAUAGCAUUAAUGUUUACAUGUAUACUUCUACUUUCAUAAUGGUUUGCAUGUUUUGGAAUUUGACAUGAUAAAGUUUUUACUUAAAUUGCUGCAAAAAAAAAAUAAAAAUACUUUAAACCGUAAAUGCGAAAAAUUCUAUAAAAAUUGCAGAUUUUACCUAUUAGGCAGUGCAAAUGUCAUGUUUACAAGUCUCUUGCUUAAAGAGUUUGACUUGAUGUUGAUCAGGUAUUAUUUUAUUAACAGAUUUACAUAUUUGAGUAAAAUUAUAAACAACUCAGUAAAAAAUGAGAUGCUUAUUAGCAACCAAACCGUAAUAUUUUAACAGCUAUGUUGGUUAAGAUGAACAUUAUUCCAGAAGUGCAGUUAGAUGCAAAAACAAAAACAAAAACCUACUUGUGAUUCUAUAAAAGUAUACAUUAACAAGGGGUAAAAAAGAUGAUACUUUUUAUCUGUUAAAAUUAUACUUCAGCCAUGCAAAUAUUAGUAAAGAUUGUUAAAAUUGGCAUAAAAACUGGCGGUGGCAAAAUGCAUGAUACAUAUUGUGUUAACAUUUCCCUUCUAGGAUUUAAAUACUUUGUUUUAAUUUAAAAUAUAAAAUUUUUAGUGAUAAAAAAUAUAUCACUUGAAAAUUUUAUUCCGUCAGUAGAGACCCGGAAAUUUUGAGAGUUCAGUGAACUGCAGGACUUCACGGUACUGUGUUUUAUCGAGCCUUAUUUGAUGAUUGGCUGCCGCCCUUGAGAUAAAACAUUCUCGUCGUGAAUUACUUGAAUGUUGAUUCGUCCAUUCAUAUGCUGACGGUUUGUUAGUGAUUUAAACUUCAAACUACCUUGUGGCAUGUCAAACUGUAGCUCAGUUGAAGAGCUCUUAAAAGUGUUGGCUUUACCCUUAACCUGGGGCAAAACCAACAACUUCGGCGUCCUCCCAGGAGUCUCAACAGACAAGCCAACACAAACAUGAUUUGCAAAAAGAAAUUAUUUUCGCGCAUCUGUUUGACCACAAUUGACCCUUAUUUCUCUUACUUAUACUUUUUUUUUAAAUUGUAGUUUUCAAUUAUUUUGUAAUCUGGUUCAUCGAUGUGUAAGAUAAUCAGUUUUGUUGUGGGUGUUAUUUUUUUUAACAAAUUUCCAUCCCUUACUAUUCAUUAUACUGAGUGUUACAAAAAGAUAUAAUUUUUUUGGUGGAGCAAUAUAAUUGCCCUUCAACUUAUUAAAAUUUUUAUUGUUACAGUUUUAUAUAUAUAUACAUACACACACACACACACACACCUAAAAAUCCCUACGCCCGGGCAUAAAAAAAAAAUAAAACUUGUUUCACCUUAAAAAAACCAGUUUCUGCAGUGGCCGCUAGUGUCUCAGUCGGGAAAGUUUCUACCUGAAUCUUGUCAAUACUAAUUUAAUUCACGCAGUUAUAUGUCAUAACUAUACUGACACCUCGCCACAAGUUACCAUAGUUGUAAGUACAUUUUCAAGAGAAAGGUCACUUUAACUUCUGUGGGAAUUGAUCGUUUACUAACUUCGUGGACUGUCUCAAGGCAUUAAACAGCCAGGUAACCAUUUACACGAGUCGGCAAAAAUAACGCAUCCCUGCCGGUAUUCGGACAGGCCAUCACUGGUCAGUUGCGACUUACUUGUUAGCACGCCCGUGCUUCACGAGCCGCGCCUGAAAACACUCUUUCUUCAUGUUGCAAAAGAAAAUCCUCAUGAACUCAUCAUUUCGACCACACAUCCCAUUUACGUUACGUUUCAAUUCUUUCCUUUGAUUUAUUUCGUUACAAUUCAAGAAUUUAAUCAAUCCAAUUCAAUUCAAUUUAAAUACUUUUAUUUCAUUACUAAUGGGUAGAGACACGGAAAUGUCGGGCAUUCAUUUAGUCGCAAGUUAGAAUGCGAACCUCCACACUCUCGCACUGUGUUCAUGAUUGGCCCGCAGUUACUUAAGACAGUAAAUACUCAUUUGGUAACCAACAAAUACUAAAAUACACUCUAAAAACGGGGUUGUCUGUAAAGUCGGUUUACGGACGAUAAUUUUACGUGAUAACGUCAUAAGAAAACAUUGAUGAAAAAUUGCAUACGUUUUAAUUUUCAAAUAUUAUUUACAGUUAUUGGAAAUUUAAUUUAAAUAAUUUUUUUAAAUAUAAUCACGAACAAUUAGUUAAAAAGCCCGCCUUAACCUGUUUGAUAUUAUGGAAGAUUUUCUGGCACGGUGGUUGACCGGUUCUUGCACGCUCGGCUCAGGCGGAACGUGACAAUUUUUUGUGCGUGCAGCCGGCGUUCAUCAAUUUAUAAGACGUUAUGACGUCAAAAAUAUAACUCAUGAAUAAAUACUAAAAUAGAAUAAUAUGCAUUAUGUUCCAGCAACAGUUCUCAAACUUUCUAUAAGCACAGUACCAACUUGUUUUAACCACUGUAGUAAAGCCUAUGAAAUGUCUGGUAAAACUUAUAAUUAUACUUUACUAAAAUAAAAUAAAAAAUACUAAACUUAAACAUAAAAUCUAUUGAAAAUAGCAGGAACAAAACUAAACUUACGGAAACCUAAAAGGGGCUUGGUGCAAAUGCCACAAAUGGUUCAGUUGUCCCGAGUUCAACAAGUUUUUAAAUGAACUCUUAAAAUUUCCGGGUCUCUACCCAUCAGUUCAGAUAUACUCACAGAUAAUUAUAAACAAUUUUAAAAACACACUAACUGUAUCACUGCAAAUAAAACUAUUUUAAAAAAUUUGUUUUGGGGAAAUAAGGCAUGGUAUUAUGGAAAUAGUAAUUCAACUUUAACUGGUAUACGUGUUACGAUAUAAAUUUGGUAUCUGGUUUUCUCUGUUUUUGUAGCCAUACAUAGAUAAGAAUCAGUGAAGAAAAUCACUGCAAAUAAAACUAAUUUAAUAAUUUGUUUUGGGGGGAUAAGGCAUGGUAUUAUGGAAAUAGUAAUUCAAUUUUAACUUGUAUACUUGUUACGAUAUAAAUUUGGUAUCUGGUUUUCUCUGUUUUUGUAGCCAUACAUAGAUAUAAGAAUCGGUGAAGAAUAAUCAGUUGUACCGUCACGAGAAAACACACAUAAUCCAGAGACUGGAGGCAGUUAUUUAAACUUAUUUUGUGAAUUUCCAGUUUUACUGUGGUAAUUAUAACACUAGCAUGUGUGUGAUUAAGUGAAUUGCUCAAAUAUUAUAUCAAGCCGGCUGUUGCGUACUGCAGUAGUGUUCAAAUUUGCAAGUUGCAUAUUACAUAACACUUUAAUCUACUGUACUGUUAGGAAUGCUAAAACACUUAUGCUUAGAGCCAUGAUUAUUUUACAGAUUCAUUGGGUAGCAAAGUAGACUUUAAGCACAUAUGCAUCUGAUUCACGUUCAUGACGACGACUCUGCUCUUGACACUUCUUGACAACUCUGAGCCAGUCAUGAACAAGGAGAAGUGGUAACCCAAUCAUGUUUGACCCGCCGAAGGAUGUGGCCUUGUUAUCAACCAAUGAGUUCGCCAAAAAGGCUCGAUUAUUUAUAGACAAGUUCAGUCUAGUUUGGGGUGAAAUGAAUCUGUGAAAUAAUCGUGGUUCUACUGAUGAUUCUAGAAGUAGUUAAUAAUAUAAGUUAAGAAAUAUCAGUUCACAAACUUACAGUUAGAGCAGCUUUUUCAGGCCCCAGGGGGUCUCCACAUUCCAUAAAAUAUAAUUUUCACGUGUACUUUGUCACAAGCUGUGGGUUUCUCGCACCUCGACAAUAUGUUUUGUAGGUACAGAUAGAAAUGCUUUGUUUGGCUGGCAAUUCACAGCAUGCAAAAUUAUACUGAGGCUUAUUAUUUUUUUUUAAAUCUUUUGAGAUCUUGUUAAAUCAAUAAUUUAUAUGUUAAAUUUAGAAUAUCAGAUUUUUGAGUUUAAUAGUUAUAUUUUAGUUUAGUUUUAAUCAACACUAUGGUUAGGGACCGGAAAAAUUUGCGGGUUCAAUGACCUGUAGGAUGAACUCCAUAGUUCUACGUACACUCUGUCAAAUGCCACCCACUCAUUGGCUGCUGUCUUGUGAGACGUCCCAUCGUAGCAGCCUGUGAUUCGAUAAAGCUUUGAUCAUGUUUCUCACUGGCCCAGAGUCAUCCAGGUGAGUUGUGAGCCAAUAGCACAGGCAGCACUGAGGUAUAACAAUUUGCAUUUUAGCCUAUCGCGAAAUGAAUUCGCGAAUUUUUCCGGUCUCUAAUUAUGGUUUUUCACAACCUUGGUUAUGUUUUAGUUUAUUAAAGAAAACUUUUCAUUGGAACUGUAUUUGUAAAUGAUAAUAAAUUUUUUCAGAUAAAUAUA